GUUGUGUUGAGAGUGUUGAAGCGAGUACAGUGCACUCUUAUCGAAAAAAUCCACACCAGCUAUAUCAAAAAUUGUUUCUCAGCGUUUUAAUAUCAAUGACACUCCAACAUCUUUAAAAUAUCAGCAAUCGAAACUUAACAUACAAAUCAUCAAAAAAAUACUGCAAAAAUCUUCUCGGAGGAUCGGGAAAAAAUUGUAGAAACAAAAAUAAAUAAAUAAUCGAGUAUCGGGCGACGACUGGUGGUGGCAGUAUGUGCUACAUGAUCAAAAUGGCGGCCAUCACUUCACAUUGGCGGUGAACGUUAUCGAGAAAAGUCGACGAAAUCAGUGUUUAAUCGACAAUUCCCCCGCAAAAACAUAUUAAAAACAAUUAAUCCACGAAAAUCCGGAAGAUUUUUUGAUUACUUAAUCGCGACAUCUUUUCCUCCCAUAAAGUUUGCAAAUUCAUUGACACGAGGCCCAACGGAAGAACAUUGAGGAGGCGUGUGGUGAACACGUAAAAAUCACCGGAUCACAUUCGGUGAUUUUUAAAACACCAAAUCAACACAAACAGUCGAUAUAUCAUCGAGUAUUGUGCCUCAGCAAUGCUCGUUACUCACCUCAAUACAGUUCCUGACAGUUGUAUCGGGAUUAUCGUGAAGAGAGAAGACAAAGGGACGUCAUCAGUGGUGAGAUACGUCGCUAAUAACGCUUGUGACCCUCAAGUGAGGAGUCAUUAGACCCCUUGUAGACAAACCCAACCCCAAAAAUGAAAAUCGAUCGUAGCAGAUUGAAGAAGUGCACUUCGGAAGUGCCAGCAGAAUGUCAGGCACUAAUAAGCAAGCUACGAUCCUGCUCCCACACAGAGCUUCUGGAAGAAUUAAAGCAGAUAGAUGCCUGGACUUUCGGCAAGUGUGAAUUAUUUCACUGGAUCGAUGUCCUCGAUCUCAGUGACAGCAUCCUCGAGGAGGCAUGUGCCCGUAGCCCAGAUAAUCCCUGGGAGCUGGCAUGUGAUCUACCCCAAAAUAGAGAAGCAAAGGAGCUUCUCCUCUGGGUCCUUCACUUUACAACUCUUUUGAUAGAGCACUCAUUUUCUCGUCACCUGUACAACAGCAUGGAGCACCUAGUAACCCUACUCUCCAGCUGCGAUAUGCACGUGGUACUGGGUGUCCUCAAUCUUCUCUAUAUGUUCAGCAAAAGAAGCAACUUUAUCACGCGUCUGGGCAAUGACAAACGCCAGGCAUUGCUUAGUAGAUUGAAUCAUCUUGCUGAAUCCUGGGGAGGAAAGGAGAAUGGAUUUGGCCUAGCAGAUUGCUGCAAAGAGCACCCUGACAAAGCAUUCCCAGUGAGUGCUACAACUCUACACUUCGAGUACUACGCAGAGAACCCAACGACAUCUGCAGAAACCCCCUCUACCCCCAAUUUGCGUAAAACCAGUCAGACUAAUCUCGUUACUUACAUUCACAUUGAGAAUGUCGAUAAACUUGGAAAAACACCGGCCCAGAUAAUGAACGAUCUUCUGAAAUACUACAAUGUCCCUCAAGAUCGACAAAUGGCACUGUUCACCCAUAUAAGACUCGCUCACAGCUUUUCAGACUAUCGAAGACGUCUUCAGUGUGUUCAGGCUCGUCUUCAAGCCCUCUCAGUUCUAGUUUAUAGUCAUGCUCUUCAAGAGAAUGCCCACAGCCUUUUGCAUGCAGGUCUACUCGAGGAACUCGUUGAGCUCCUGGAACUACCACAUCAACACUUGGUGGAAAUUCGAGCAGCUGCGCUGAGGGCAUUAACGAGUAUAAUUCACCUGGACAGAAAUCCCCAUUUCCCCAAGAAACCGGGAUCACGCCUCAAUAUGAUUAUAGACGUCACUGGAGCCAGUUCGUAUCACGGAUUUUUACCUGUCCUCGUCAGAACCUGCAUCACAACACUCACAUCUCCACAGCCAGAUGGACAGCCCUUCCCAUUACCUCUGGCAACAGCCCUCUUCAGUUUUCUGUACCAUCUGGCAAGCUAUGAAGCUGGUGGGGAAGCUCUUGUAUCAUGUGGCAUGAUGGAGAUUCUUCUUAAAGUAAUAAACUGGCCUGGGAGUGAACUUGAGCACAUCACAUUUGUAACUCGUGCUGUCCGAGUCAUUGAUCUGAUCACUAAUAUUGAUAUGCAAGGAUUUCAAGCACACGGAGGUCUUGGUAGUUUUAUCAAUCGACUGGAUAUGGAGGUCAAUGUUUGCAGGAAGGAACAGCCCUUCGAGAUUGAGCCACACAUGUAUAAUCAGGAUGUGGUACCGAUGACAGAGAAGUCUGAGGGGCCGGAGGAAGCUGGGCCCUCUGGGACCACCAGUGCAACGGUCGACGAGCGUGAGGAGACGUCCAAUCCCAUGGAAUUCUCAGAGGAUGAGAAUACAAACUCCAAAUUCGAGAGUAAAGUGGACCAGAGGAGUGAGAGCUCUGGGCGAUCAGGAAAGACUUGUCUGCCUCAGAGAGCUGCUCUUCUAAAAUCCAUGUUAAAUUUUUUGAAAAAAGCUAUUCAAGAUCCUGCGUUCUCCGAUAGCAUCCGACACGUAAUGGAGGGGGAGCUCCCUUCCUCCUUAAAACACAUCAUCAGUAAUUCAGAGUAUUAUGGACCCUCUCUGUUUCUCUUGGCGAUCGAUGUCGUAACAGUCUACGUGUUCCAAGAGCCGUCAUUACUGUCAUCCCUCCAGGAUAAUGGUCUCACUGACGUUGUUCUUCAUGCAUUAUUGAUCAAAGAUGUACCAGCUACUCGAGAAGUGUUGGGAUCACUUCCAAAUGUCUACAGUGCACUCUGUCUCAAUCAGAGGGGUCUACUGUCCUUCGUUAAAAGACGUCCCUUUGAGAAACUCUUCAAAGUCCUAAUCUCUCCGACGUAUUUAUCAGCUAUGCGGAGACGUAGAUCUGCAGAUCCUCUUGGUGAUACUGCUUCCAAUCUGGGUAAUGCCAUGGACGAACUUAUGAGGCAUCAGCCCAGCUUGAAAGUCGAUGCUACAGCAGCUAUUAUCAAAUUACUGGAGGAGCUAUGCGUUCUUGGGUGUGAUCCCAGAUAUGUCUGUUACAGAGCUGCUAAUAAAUCUGAGAAUUCUCCAUCUAGUUCUAAUUCUGGAAGUCGACAGUCAUCAGGGCAAUCAGUGGGGGUAGGAGUUGGGGAUAAUGGGACGGGUGGAGGAGGAGGUGGUGGCAGUAGCAGUGAUGAAGAGGAGGAGGAUGAGGAGGAAGCAAGUACGAGUUCUCAUCCCCAAAGGGACGAGCAGCCUUCACCAUCUCCAGUACAACCUGGACCACCUCCUCAACAGCCCCGAGAGAAAACUCCGAUAGCACUCGUGGAUUACAUUCACAAUGUCAUGAAAUUUGUGGACGCUAUAUUGAGCAAUAACUCCACUGAUGACCACUGUCGUGAGUUUGUUGCACAGAAAGGGCUAGUUCCACUUCUGUCGAUCCUCGGACUGCCCAAUCUACCUGUAGAUUAUCCAGUGGCACAAGCCGCUCAAUCAGUUGCAUCAGUUUGCAAGAGCAUCCUCAAUCUUGCUCAUGAACCACUAGUAUUGAAAACUGGAUUGUUACAGUUAAACGAAGUUCUUAAUCUUCUGAAACCACUUCAUAGUCACAUGGAGUCUCCAGGGGGUUCGGUUCUUCUGCAUGAAUUGGCUUCUGCUCCCAAUCUGGAGUCAGCUUUCACUAGUGACACUGCGACCCCACUUCUCCAUGCUAUGAAUGCAGCCCAUGGAUAUGUCGUUAUGUUCGUCCAUGUUUGUAGGACAAGUCAAACAGAAAUUAGAAAUUUGUCAAUGGAUAAUUGGGGCUCUGAGCUAGGACUAUCGGUUCUCCAAGGAUUGUCAGAACUUUACAUGUCAUUGGUCUGGGAGAGCACUCUUCUAUUGGCUCUUUGCAGUGAUGGCAGCAUUCCUCCUGGCUGUGAUUUUGGUAAAGAAGAUAUGGAUAAAUUAAUUCCAGCUGAAUUGAGAGAUGCCGAUGCAUCAACUUGGCCCAGUACCUCGGCUGGGGACAUGGGAAGCAAUGGUAUGACAACAGCCAUGGAAGCACUCAGUACAGAUCCACCUCCCGUGUCAAUGGAGGUUGAUGAUAAACCCAGCACCAAUACCACUGGACGAGCAUCUCCAAGUGCUCAUCAACUCAAAUACAUCAAACCUCUAUUGGGUGCCUCAUCCAGACUGGGAAGAGCGCUGGCCGAACUUUUUGGGCUCUUAGUUAAACUCUGUAUGGGUUCACCCAUUAGACAGAGACGAGGACAGCAAUUCUCUACGAUGCCUACUAUUCCCAACGCAGCUGCACGUGGUGUCGCUUGUGCAUUAAAUCUCCUUCUCACGAGGGGUCUCUCCUGGGACAAAUUGCCACCCUCCCCAAUUCCAAAAUUCAAGCUCACUUUUCUCAUUUGUUCAGUGGGCUUCACAUCUCCAAUGUUAUUUGAUGAAAAACGACAUCCUUAUCAUCUGAUGCUUCAAAAAUUCGUGCAACUUCAGGGUCAGAAUGCAUUCUUCUCCACUUUUCGUUGGGCAUUAUCUGGCGGUGGACAGUUCUCUCUGUCAGAGGGUCUGGAACACCCUGAUCUUCCCGAUGGAACUGGGGAAUUUCUAGAUGCCUGGCUGUUGCUCUUGGAAAAAAUGGUGAAUCCCAAAGCCAUUCUAGAUUCUCCUCAUGUUGGAAUGCCCAAGUGCACAGGUGUCUACAAUCCUUACAAGUCCUUGGAUCCCAAAAAAUACCUUCAGGAUGUCCAUAAGAAGGCGUUUGAAGCUGUUAUGCUGAUGUGGGGGAAGAAACCUCUCAAGAAUUAUGGAGCUAGAAUGACUGAAUCAAUUCUGUCGAUCUUGAGGCACAUUCUGAGAGGGGAGAAAAUCAUAAAAGAGAGAACUGAAGAGAAGGAAGGUACGGAGGAGACUUCAGGAACGAGUACGAGUGGCACAGCCACCACUAGAACAACUACCACCGAGAGACGAGAGGAUCCUGAAGCUGAUAUCAAUCCAGAGUACCUGAGACAACUCAUGGAUAUGGGAUUCAGCCGAGCCAAUUGUGUCGAAGCACUUCUGCAUCAUCCGACAGUUGAACAAGCCACUGACCAUCUCCUUUCACAUCCAGCCUCUCUUCGCAGGCGAGAGGCAUCUGCAGGUGACACUUCUGCAGGACCUGUGAUGGAUCUCGAUCUCGUUGAUGACCAGAUUAUGUAUGCCAUUGUAAUGAGUCUUGGGGAUAACGAUCCCAAGAAGGCACCUGGUCCUGAAGAACCAAUCAGGGACACGCCGAUCACCCAGACAAUCGACGAUUUUACUUCAACUGCUCUUAAGCAGUGUCUCAAUCUUCUGGAUCUCAUGCCAGACACUGUCUACCGAGUUUGUGAUCUCCUUGUUACGAUUACCAAACGAAAUGGGGAUGAAUGGAGGGACAAGAUGCUCAGACAUCUCAUGAAAGAGAUCGACGAGCUCAUGGAUCAUUUGAUUGGAAUUGUACAAUCCCAGGAUGAAGAUGCUGGUAUCAAACUCGUGGAGUGUGAGGAGGCCACUAAAAUAGCUGGCAGGAUCUAUCUUUAUACUCUUUUCUUCGAGGGAAAUUUCCAGGAGAUGAGGGUACCCUGUGCACAGAUUGUUAACGAAUGUGGAAUCCUCGAUCAGUUGGUUCGUCUUCUUGUGAUAAGUGAAACUCCCCUCACAGCGAUGAAAAACAAACUAGCUAAAGAGAGCAAGGAAGGACAACCAAUUGUCGCUAAAACUCCUAAAUGGCUCGCUCCACUUUUACUUCUUAUCGAUCGUCUUGAAAAAGUUGCUGUUCUCACUCAACGAAAGCAACUCAUGCACAAAGUCACCAACAGAGUCUGGAAGUGGUUCGAUUUGAGCACCGGAAAGUGGACUCCAUAUUCAUCGGUCAAUAAUCGACUUAUUAAUGAUGCUUACUGGGCUGGAGAGUCCAGUGUGAGGAUAAACUGUUCCAGGAGAAGAUAUUUAAUCACAUUCUCCUGUAUGACACAGGUUAAUGAGGAUAGUGAUAAUAGGAGGCCCAUAACCAUGGGCUUUAAAUUCCAAAAUACUGUGACUAAAGACUCUAGCUCCAGUUCUGAUUCGAAUAUGGAUACAGAAGAGACUACACCGGAAGAAAAACGAAAUACAGUAAUUGAGGGCUUAAAUCCUAGUAUUGCUCCAAGUAUUGUCAGAGCCUGUGUAAAACUUCUCGCAAUUCCUGUAGACAGGGACACCCUACAUGCUUUGAUGAAAGUCUGCUUACGAUUGACUCGGGAUUAUAAAAAUGCUGAGGUGUUCGCCAGAGAGGGAGGCGUUCAAUUGCUUCUAGACAUGACUCAGGCCAAUAGUUUCAUCGGUUGUAUAGGCCUCAGCACUCUUCUGAUUCGUCAUACCUUAGAGGAACCCAGAACCCUUCGUUUAGCCAUGGAGAAGGUCGUCAGGAGUAAAACUCAAGCGAACAUCCCUCCAGCUUACAAAGAAAUUCUCUUCAUGACGAGACAGAUCAGCAGCGCUGUGUGCAGGAAUCCUGAGGUCUAUCGAGAAGUAUGUGAAAACAUUCUCAGGGUUGACAUAAGUGUCCUGAAAAGGGAUGAUGAUGAUAAUCGUUUAGUGGUGAAGGCAUUACCACCAAAUCACUCAUCAGCAAUGCCAAUGGCAGAGGACGUGGCAGUUUCAGUAAUUCACAAUCUACUGAAUGCUCUUAUCAAACCAGUCCCUGUAUUUCCUGAGGACAACACCACGACCCCUACUGGUAGCCCCGAGAAGAAAACAACAACAUCGACUUCAACCACUCUUGUAGUCUCGUCAUCGUCGUCCAGACGUAACGAAGGGGUUCGAUGCAGCAUAGCUCCUGCAAAUGGACCUCUGGACGAUGAUGACCAGAUAGUCCCCCUUAAGAUGUCCACUGAUUAUCUGAAUAACGGAAAGGUCGAGCCCGAGGAAGCUAAAAAGCCCCUCCUUCCUAAAUCAGCAAUUCUCAAGAUGUUGGCGGAAGCAGUAAGAUCUUACGGAGCUGUGGCUAAUUUAAUUACUGAACACAGUUAUCGAGCUGGGCAGAGUGAAAUGGUCCCCGAAGACGUGACGGCACUUGCCUUCCUUCUUGAUAAACUAUUACCAGUUUCUCCUGAGAAUUCUAGUGAUAGACAGUGCAGCAGCAUGGCUAGGAUGCUAAUCGCUGCUAUUGCCUCUUGCAAUCAUUCUCCAGAUGCUCAAUCUAGUCUGGUUACCGAGGUGAAGGCUGCUUUAACCAGGACCUUAGCACAACCUGAGAGCUCUGAGAAACAUGCCCAAUUGCAACUGCUUAUUGGCCUCAUAUCUACGAUGAUUGAUAGUUGUCCACCAACAUCUCAUUCUCAACUUCGAACUCCAUUGAAAGUCCAUCAGUACAAUAACGUUAAUUAUAUCGUUAGAAUUAUGCUGAGAAAGGGAAUCAUUACGGAUCUUGCAAAGAUUCCUCACAGUCUUGAUCUCUCCAGUCCUUACAUGGCUGGUACCAUCAAUGCUGCGUUGAAGCCGCUGGAGACCCUUUCCCGAAUUAUCAAUCAGCCCAUGCCAGGAACAGUCAACAAUAAGUUUCCUAAACCGAAGAAUAGGACUAUACAAGAAGAACCUAUUGGCGAUCAAACUGGAACUACCACUUCGGAUGCUACUCAUGCUGUUGGAGAAGAGGUUAAUGAGGACGCUGAAAAUACUGAACACGAUAUAUCUUUAAAUGCAGAGAGCUUGGAACCGACAUCUGAGGGCCAGGUACAUGAAGAAGGAGAUGAAGCUGCUCUAGAGGAUAUCAUGGAUCAGUUGCUUGAGAGUGUUUUGUUCCCCAGGGACGGCUCCGCCGUUACAGAAGAACCUACUUCUCGUUCCCAUCGACCUAUGGAUAUUGACGAUGAAAGUCUUGCUAUGAGAGAUACCGAAGGGGAUUUCGAUCCCACGAGGGAUACAACCGUAAGAGAGGACUUGAUGAGUUCGGAUUCCGAUUCAGAUUCAAAUCCUUCCGAUGACAAUGAAGACGACGUUCAAGACGACGAAGAUGAAGAAGAAGAAGAGGAGGAGGACGACGAUGGUGAAGAGAAUGAGGAAGAAGAGGAGGACGAAGAAGAAGGCUCCUCAAACUAUGAAGAAGACGGUAUAGACUACUAUGAGGACGUUGGUGAGGGAAUAUUCAGAAUGCUACCAUCAGCCGAGAGAGACGGUAGUAAUGUUGUCAUGAUUCAACAUAAUUUUGAUAAUCACGAGAACAAUUCCACUACUCCAGCAUCAACGAGACAAAAUCAUCCCUGGAGUGCGAGUUUUCCUCUGCCCCUGGGCUUAUUUGAAGAUCUUCCAUCGGUGUCAGACAGCAAUGGUACAUACCCAAUGCUGAUGACCCCGGGGAGUCUUGAUACUGCGAACACACGGGCACAGAGAUCAAUUCGUCAGAGAAGGUAUCAAUACCUCCAUUUAGCCAACUCUAGGAACGCAAAUCCCCCGGUUAUUCUUCAAAGACUGCUAGUCCCAGCAGCCCAGAGUCUGCCAAUAUCAGCAACUCAAAUGUUGGCAUCAAACUUCAGAGACACUAGGGUCGUUCUCAUGGACAACAAUGGUCUUGGAAUAUUUUCAAACCAAGAGGAGGAGCAAAUUGAUUUUGUGGAUCAAUCCGGAUAUCUGUUCGGUCCUAGUUUAGCAGCAACACUCAACAACAUCCCCACCGCUCUUCACUGGUGGAUCGAAGAAAGCAAGCAGCUGGAUGGGGAUUCUCAGCCAGAUUGCUGUGUUGGAGUUGUCCACAAGCUCGUUGCUGGUCUUGAGAAAUACCGAAAUGCUGAACUCGCUGAGAGAAAAGACAAACGGAAAAAGCAACAUCCCGAAAAAGACACUGACAAAGAGACCAAAGAGAAGGAGAGUGUGAAGCCACGUGAAUCAAAUUCAACAAUGCCUCCAGUAGUUGAGCCAGAACAGCCAUCAGGUUCUUUCCUUCAAAUGGCUGCUGAUAAUGGUCUUGAUGUAUCAAGGCGUCUUGCUGACGCAGUGGAGGCAGCUGUAGAGGCAGUUCGGCAAGAGCGCAAUCGAGACGAAAAUAUAAUUGAAGUAACUGGGGACAUGGAGGUAACUCUACCCGAGGACGAAGUCAGGGCUCCAUCACCACCAACUCCACCACCACCCCCACCACCUGAGGACAACAGACCGACUCUAGCUGAUCAUCAUGCUACUCUGGAAUUAGCCGAAAGCAUUCUUGAUUCUGUUCUCCAUCCCAGUGCUGAGGAAGCAACGAGACUGCGAAGAUUGACGACUAAUCGAGAGCCAGAUGAAUUGAAUUUAAAUCGUCCGAAUAACUGGUCAAUUCUGAAUGACUUUGCUCAAUCAACUCCCGAGGACGAAUCGACUCCCAGAGAAUCCAGGGAUCCAAACACCUGGGUCCACAGAUUCCUGGCCCUCGAGCAAUCGCGAAGAGAGAACAAUGCUAAUGUACCACCUCUGGAUACUUUAGCAUCAUCAUCAUCAUCAGCGGAAAAUGUUCCAGUGACUGAUCAACCUUCGUCUACUCAAGUUCCAGAGCCUCAAAUCCAAUCCCAGCCAGAACAACAACCAGCUGCUUCGCAAGAUCCACAACCCACUCAAGUGAUCCCUCAGACCCCCGAGGAACAGCCACAGGGCUCUGCAGGUCAACAACCAUCUUCAUCAGACUCACAGAUUCCUGAUGGAGUCGAUCCUUCGUUCUUAGCUGCUCUCCCUGAAGAAAUGCGAGAUGAAGUGAUCGCUGAACAACUCCGACUCCAGAGGAAUCGUCAACGAGCUCAAGCUACUGUUGUAGAAGAAGGCACAGGCCCGGUUGAAGUAAAUCCUGAGUUCCUAGCUGCAUUGCCCCCAGCUAUUCAAGAAGAAGUCCUAGCUCAACAGAGAUUGGAACAGCAGAGACAUGCUGCUGCCUCUGCAAAUCCAGCUGAUCCGGUAGAUGCUGCUGCAUUUUUCCAGAACCUCCAACCAUCAUUGAGACAGGCAAUCCUAACAGAUAUGGAGGAGUCUCAAAUGUCGGUUCUUCCACCAGACCUUGCUGCAGAGGCCCAGAACCUCAGAAGACAAUGGGAGGCGACAAAUCGUCACAUGAUACAGGAAAGAUUUUUGACACACGUCAGCCAGGGGAACACCACACUCUCCAACAUUCUCAGAAGUUCUGGGAGGGGUCGUGGGAACCCUAGGUAUGCAAUCUCUGGUGUUACUCCACGAGGACAGUGGAGCUCCUGGAACCAACGAGGGGACACAACUUUAGGACAUCAAAGUACUGGCCUUAGACUUCGUGGAAGACAACUGCUUGAUCACGAGUCAAUGGCCUGUCUUUUGGUACUUCUGUUCGUUGACGAGCCUAAGAUCAAUACGCUCAGAUUACAUAGGGUUAUCAGGAACCUCUGCUAUCAUGGUAGCACGAGAGAAUGGGUUGUUAAAGCCCUUUUGAACAUCAUGGAACGAAGUAAUGAUGAGAAUAAAGAGAUUCUCACUGAUUUUACUGGAAAAUUCAAACGAAAAUCAGUUCAUCCAGCUAUCGACUACUGCUCUCCUAAGUUAUCAGAAUCCAGGAAUAAUGUUCAAUCUUGGUUGAAUAUUAGUAUUGACGCAGCUCUGGGUUGUCGUGCCAAUGUCUUCCACAUCGUUAGACAUGGAUCUAAGAAGGCUGAUCGCCAGGGGAACGUCAUUGCUAUUCAUCCACAAGCAGCACCGGCUGUUUGUAGGCACACCUUAGAGUUACUGAUAUCAUUGGCAAAAAGCUUCCCAGGAUAUUUUGUUCCAACCAAAUCUAAAGAAGAGGAAAAAUUAAAGGAGAAAGAAUCUAUUGUUAAAGAGGAGAGUGGAGCCAAGAACAAAACGACAUCUAAAUCAACAAAAACAGAAAUGCCAGACUUUUGGGAUAUGCUUUUAAAGCUCGACUCGUGUGCCUCGAAGAAGGGAAAAUCAGUUGCUAGAACUCAUUCGAAUUUGGCUAUUGGGGCUGAACCUGAACAGUCUCUAACAUCAUUUGAAUCGUCAGCCUUUGGGGGAUUGAUAUCAAUGCUCCAUUGGUCUGUUGUCAAGAGAAGCUCUCAACUGACUGACAAACUUCUUCGCCUACUCUCUCUUAUCUCCAUUGGACUGACAGAAGUGAAUCCCUACAGGAGACAAGAUGCAAUCAAGAAUAAGAAGAUUGAGCCAAGUAAAGAGCAGAGUGUUGCUGCACCUGAGGGACAUCUGAGACUAGCCGUCCAGGUUCUGACAAGUAAAAGUUGCUCUGAAGAGGGUCUUGAGGAUGCAACUGCACUUCUGUUGAAUCUCUCCCACUGUCCAGAUCCUACAAGACAACUGAUUCUCAAGCUCCUCCUGGAAGGGGCCAUGGAACUAGCCAAUAUGGUUUGCGAACAUAUCAAUGAAUUGAUGAAAGAGCUGAAGGUAUUGAACCGGGAAUUGAGGAGAAGAAAUUCGCUUGAAGAACAGCCAUCGACCAGUGGUGGACCCACACGAGGUAUUCUCAUGGACAGAUUUACCAUGGACAAUGUCAUUGUCACUGCUCCAGCUAAAGUCAAAGCAGCAACUGAUCUACAAUUACCAUCGAUGAGUGCACUCGUCAGCAAGACAUCUAGUCAAGCAUUUUUCUUACGUAUACUCAAAGUUAUUGUGCAGAUCAGGGAGGCUGUUAAUUUGGCGAAUAAGAAGAAGAAUGAGAGUACCCAAGGAACUAGUGAGACGGCCAUGGACACUGCUAAUACCUCGCAGGUGCAGGAGUCUGCUGUUGAUGACAAUGCUACCGCGGAUAACUCAGCUAUGGAGACUGCUCAACCUGCUCAGGUUGAGCCACCACCGAAGGCCUCCAAUUCGAAAACUGAAGAGGAUAAGUCGACUCUACCACUCUUGAGCGAGAGCUUAGUUCUGGAUAAUUUAUGGGAGACUCUCAGUGCUUGUCUUCUAGAGCUAGAACACACACCUGAUCACCAUGCAGUCCUGGUUCUUCAGCCAGCCGUCGAGGCAUUCUUCUUGGUUCAUUCAUCAUCAAGCACUUCCUCCAAGGAUCGUAAUAACGAAACUAAUAACGAGACACGAGAGGCUGUUGCCGACAUGGCACCAGUCUCUCCAAUAUUCCCAGAUAGUGACGUAACCUCUACGAAUGAAAUUUCGACUAACUCGGGGGCAUGGGACCUGGCACCCGCACCUACGAAGACAUUACCAUCUGAUCAGUUAAAGUUCUUGAAAUUCGCUGAAACCCACAGGACUGUUUUAAAUCAGAUUCUUAGACAGACAACGACACAUCUUGCUGAUGGACCCUUCAGUGUUCUCGUAGAUCAUACCCGGGUACUAGAUUUUGAUGUGAAAAGAAGGUAUUUCAGAACGGAAUUGGAAAGAUUGGAUGAGGGAAUCCGGAGGGAGGAGCUUGCGGUUCACGUUAGGAGGAGCCAUGUUUUCGAGGAUUCCUUUAGGGAACUUCACAGAAGAAAUGCUGAUGAGUGGAAGAACAGGUUUUAUAUCGUAUUCGAGGGAGAGGAGGGCCAGGAUGCUGGGGGACUUCUCAGGGAGUGGUAUGUCAUCAUCUCCAGAGAGAUAUUCAACCCCAUGUAUGCAUUGUUCACUGUCAGCCCUGGGGACAGGGUUACUUACAUGAUUAAUUCUUCAUCCCACUGCAAUCCCAACCACCUUUGUUAUUACAAAUUUGUCGGGAGAGUCAUUGCCAAGGCUAUUUAUGAUAACAAGUUGCUGGAGUGCUAUUUCACCAGGAGCUUCUAUAAACAUAUACUUGGAAUUUUGGUAAAACACACGGAUAUGGAGAGCGAAGACUACAGCUUCUACAAGGGGCUUGUUUAUUUAACUGAAAACAAUAUCACAGAUCUGGGAUAUGAGCUGACUUUCUCUGCUGAAGUUAAUGAAUUUGGAGUGAAUGAUGUGAGGGAUUUAAUUCCCAAUGGAAGGAAUAUUGUAGUUACGGAGGAGACCAAGUUGGAGUAUAUCAGGCUGGUCUGUCAGAUGAAGAUGACUGGAGCUAUUCGAAAACAAUUGAACUCAUUCUUGGAAGGAUUCUACGACAUUAUCCCAAAACGACUAAUUUCAAUAUUUAAUGAGCAAGAACUCGAGCUUCUUAUAAGUGGCUUACCAAAUGUCGAUAUCGAGGAUCUAAGAGCUAAUACCGAGUACCAUAAGUACAGUCCCACUUCACUACAGAUUCAGUGGUUCUGGCGUGCUCUCCGUGGAUUUGAUCAAGCCGAUAGAGCUAAAUUCCUUCAAUUUGUAACGGGAACGUCGAAGGUACCUCUUCAAGGCUUUGGGGCACUUGAAGGCAUGAAUGGUGUACAGAAAUUCCAGAUUCAUCGGGACGAUCGUUCAACUGAUAGAUUUCCGUCCGCACAUACAUGUUUCAAUCAACUCGAUCUGCCAGUCUACGAAACAUAUGAUAAACUGCGUAGCAAUCUACUUAAGGCAAUCCAUGAGUGCAGCGAAGGCUUUGGAUUUGCAUAAAUUGUUUUUACGAAGCUAAAGAAUCAUCUGGUAUUAGCAAUUAUUCAAUAUCUUCAUAAAUUGACACCCGGCCCCCGCCAGAGAGAAGAAAAAAAACUCGUAAAAAUCGAGGAAAUUCAAAGUGAAAUGCGCCAAUCGUUUUGUUCGUUAUUUUGAAAUAUUUUUUUUACACAAUAUAAAGAGCAACCACAAGUUGAUCAAUGAACUAUUAACCGAUGUCAUGAAUAAUUCAACGCGGUAAUCGAUUGAUAUACAUAAUUAACUAAAGCGUAUGUACAUACAUGUACUCAUUUUGGGGGGAUGUAAUUAUAACUGAAUCACUGUGCAACGCUUCCCAAAUGCCAGAGUUUAUUUUGUUGAAGAAAAAAAAAACUGAUGAAAAAACGAUAAAAAAAACGUAAUAAGUAAAUUUUUGCAAACGUUUGUGCAGAGCUUAAAGUUGACUUGAAAAUAGCGAAGAAAGAUAAAACAUUGAUUAAAAAAAACAAUAAUGGAGACUUUAGUUAAGGACUCGGUGGUAAGAAUUAACAAUUAAGUUCAUUUGUAAGCAUUAAUUAAUAAAGAAAAUUGAAAAAUAA
Molecule: messenger RNA, 13971 nt
Organism: Diachasmimorpha longicaudata
Lineage: Eukaryota; Metazoa; Arthropoda; Insecta; Hymenoptera; Braconidae
Gene: HUWE1
Product: E3 ubiquitin-protein ligase HUWE1
Exons: 7
Coding region: 749-13393 (4214 amino acids)
Biological process (GO): protein polyubiquitination
Cellular component (GO): nucleus; cytoplasm
Molecular function (GO): protein binding; ubiquitin protein ligase activity
Source: RefSeq, a predicted model, not a curated record